AAAAAUGCAUCCUCAUAACCGUGGUUAUGACCCGAACAACCCGUUUGCAUUCCAAGAAAAUAAUCCUAGCCCACCACCCAAUCGUCCAAUGCCUCGUCCAUUUUUCAUACACUCCCCUAUGCCCCUUGAAGCGAGUUAUGCAUCGUAUCUCGGGAAUCGUGUGUUUACUAACUUCCCACACACCGACGAUUCGAUACCUACCCCGUUUACACAAACGCCCAUCAACCUUUCACCAACCUCCAUCGACCUUUCACAAACCGAAACCGUCCCCAAAACUCAACCACCCAACGAUGGUCCUUCCGCCUCAAUAGUUUCCAAAAAGAGAAGUCAUAAGAAAAAAACCGAGGCGGAGAAAGCACUUGAAACCGUCAAACGAAAACAACAAAAAUGGGUCGUUAAUGAAGAACUUGCAUUGGCGAGGGCUUGGUGUCAACAAUCUCUACAUCCAACUUUAGGAAAAUCUCAACAUCGAACCCAUUUGUGGGAAGCGGUUAGUAAAGCAUUCCAUGAAGAAAUGUGAAGGGAGGUUUAUCGUGAAAACGAUAGCUUAUCCUCGAAGUGGAGCGAGAUAAGCGGCCAACAUACAAAAUUUAGUGGUUUUUUAAAUAAAGCAAAGCAAAUCCCAAAAAGUGGUGAAACCGAAGCCGACAUUGUGACAAAUGCUUUGGUUACAUUCAAAACAAAUGUGGGGAGCGACUUCCGUUUCAUGCAUUGUUGGGAGAUCUAUAAGUUCCAUCCAAAGAGGGCGAAUAUCCCCAGUGGUAGCGAAUCGAACACGUCUUCCAAAAGGUCAAGGGCCUCGUCCAAAGCUCAAUUUGAUGCACGAGAUCAAGAGUUUGAGGACCUUUUGGAUGAUUCCCCAAACCGGCCUGAAUAUGGAAGAGAUGCCGCAAAAAGGCGCGCUCAAAAAUCAAGAUCGGAUACGGCAACGCCUUCAGCUGGGAGUUCGGGCUCGCGUAGGAGAAUAUACAGCGAUCAAUUGGAUGACAUUGCAUGCAAGUUAGAUACAUUCAACGUAUUCCAACAACAAAUGGCCGAACUUCAAAAGAGCAAAGAUGCUAGAGAUGCCUGAAACAAAAACGGGAUGAUUUGAAAUUUCUAUCUCAGCCCAUUGAUCACCUAGAGGGUGACGAGUUGCAACUAGUUUUGGAGAUGAGAGAAGAUAUAAAGAACAAAUAUAAACGUUAGGAAUUUUUUUAUGUAAUUUUCUUUAUUAAAAAAUAUUAAAAAAUUAAAUUUGUUGUUUUAAAAAAUAUUCAAAUAGCCCAGCGGUUUGGGUCAGCCCAGCGAAGCCCACCAAACCCCCGUCCCAAACCCCCGCCUCACCAUACCGUCUUCAAUGUGGGUCAGCCCAGCGAAGCCCCCCAAACCACGUGCCAACCCAUGCUCCAAACCCUCGCCCCACCAUACCCACGGUCUUAGGUGUAUAUUUUCGUUAUCAUGAUUUAGCACUAUUAUACCAUGCUUUUGUUAAUUU
This is a messenger RNA of Helianthus annuus (common sunflower), 1477 nucleotides long. RefSeq lists its product as uncharacterized. The transcript has 2 exons. Bases 5 to 520 code for a protein of 171 amino acids. The record is from RefSeq and is a predicted model, not a curated record. NCBI's taxonomy places the organism in Eukaryota, Viridiplantae, Streptophyta, Magnoliopsida, Asterales, Asteraceae.